CAUAGCUCCAAAACACAAACAAAACACUCAUCAAUAAUCCAGAACCCACAAAAUCAAGCUUCCAUUUUCAGCUCCUCUCUUCCUGUUUCACUCCAAAUACACAUAAAAAAAAAAAGAGAAGAAGAUAAAAUGGAGUUCUUGGCAGCAUUCCCUGAUGCAGAAUUCAACCUUAGUUCAUACUUCUUAAUGGAGGCUGACCACCAUGGCUUCAACUCUCAAGAGCUUGUGAGUAGUUAUCAUCAGGACAACAUGAUGAUGGCAGCCAUGGGGGACGAGGUGAUUACUCACCAGAGUCUUCUCUGCUCGUUUGCCCCGAUGGAGAUGAUGAACUAUAACAGCACCACCACAACUACAACCAACAGCAGCACUGACUGUAGCGGCAACAACAGCCCAUUAUUCGAUCCUGCUGCUCAUUUUCUCAAUGUUCAUGAGGAAUCAGCCAAUUACAGCAACAUCCCUAUGUCCAUCAGCAACGGCGUCUCUUCCAUGGGAUGGCAGCUCAAAAGGAAACUCGAUAACCUCGAAUUAUCCGAAAUCCCCCAAAGCAAGAGGAAGUGCCAAAAGUCCUCGUCGUGCAGUGUUAGCCCUAAUCGCGACGAGGAAAUGGUGAGCAACAUGAUGAACAACAACAACAACAACAACAACAACAAUGUGGCCUAUAAUAACUCUGGACGCGGUGGGCAGAGCUCGAGCAGUUGUAACUCCGAGGAGGAGAUGGAAUGCUCGAACAACAAUGGAGACUCCUCCAAAAUCUUUGCUAAAAAGACAUCAUCGAAAGCCAGCCGUGGAUCAGCCACCGACCCUCAGAGCCUCUACGCUAGAAAGAGGAGAGAGAGGAUCAACGAGAGGCUGAGGAUGCUGCAGACUUUGGUGCCCAACGGGACCAAAGUUGACAUCAGCACAAUGCUGGAAGAGGCGGUUCAUUAUGUCAAGUACUUGCAGCUCCAGAUCAAGCUACUGAGCUCUGAUGACCUAUGGAUGUACGCACCGAUUGCUUACAAUGGAGUCGACGUUGGGCUGAACCAGAAGCUCUCUACUCUUCUAUGAACAGUUGAUCGAUUAUUUGUGGGCAGCUGUUGCAUACUUUUUUUUUUUUUUUUUUUGUGGCUAAUUAUAAUCAAUUUAAUUUUUACAC
Messenger RNA from Linum trigynum, 1135 nucleotides. Lineage: Eukaryota; Viridiplantae; Streptophyta; Magnoliopsida; Malpighiales; Linaceae. The record is from the annotation of a GenBank genome assembly.